GGACCCUUUAAAGCGCUACACGCCAGAAUCUCAUUGCUGCGCUAUCUGCGCGGGAGAAAGAAACUAGUCUACAGAUUCAUAUCAGUCAGUAAGAGUUAGCGCUGAGAUUUGAGUUCAAAAUGAGGAGAAUAAAGGACAUUACGUCCUAUUUCCACCCCCAAAAGAAUUACGAGGCAGAAGCUGAGACAGGCAGAGAUGCAGAGAUGUGUCAGAAUGAUGAGACUGAGAGGGUCAGAGAAAGAGAGCCUGUGAACUUUGGAGUGAUUUUCAGUAAGUCCACAGAGCAGGAACAAGAGAAAGAUGAAGGACCUAAUAGUGAGGAAGAGCCUGAGGGAGGCAUGCAAGCAGAGUUUGAGACACAGACAGAGGACCCACGUACAUCCACAAGCACUGGACCAUCAGAUAUCAGCAAAAGUAGAGAAGAGCCACCGAUGCAGCCAAGCCUUAAGUUGUUCCCAAGGAGCUUGAUGGGGGGCAGAAGGAGGCGCUUCAAGGCAGCCUGGUACCACAUCUGCCCCUGGCUUGAGUUUUCACAGAACUCGGACUGGGUGUAUUGUUACGCUUGCAGACAUUUUAGCCCUCCAGACACGGUCUCUGACUCACCAUCCGGAUUCAAAAACUGGAAGAAAGCAACCUAUAAAGUGGGGGGGUUUGCAAUGCACGCAAGAUCUGAGAGGCACAAACAAGCUAUGGUCAGCUGGAGGGACUAUCAGAAAGCUGCAGCAGCUAAUGCAACACUGGUGAAUGCCUUAAACAAGGAGCACAACAGACAGAUCAGAGAAAACAGGGAAUGCGUAAAAACUAUAGGGGAAGUUCUGCUACUUAUGGCCACGCAGAACAUGUUCCAAAGAGGUCCCGAUGAGUCUGCAGACUCUGACAACAAAGGUAUUUUCAUGGCAAUUCUAGAGACAAUUGCUAAUCAUGACAAAGCUGUUAAAAAAAGGUUAACUUCGUUUCACAAGGCAAAUUGCACAAGCGAAAUAAUCCAGAAUCAGGCCCUGGAUUGUUUAGCAGACAUGGUUCGGACUGAAAUUGCUGAAGAAGUGAAAAGCAGUGAAAUCUUCAGCGUCAUGGCUGACGAAACAAAAGAUGUCCAGAAACGGGAACAGAUCUCUCUGGUGCUGAGGUAUUACUACGAUGGAGCUAUCCGGGAAAGCUUUCUCCAUUUUGAGUCCGCAGAGAUGCUGGAUGCAGCAGGUCUCAGUCAGAAAAUAAUCCACGUGCUAAAAAGUCACGGCCUAGAGUACAAAACGAACCUGGUAGCUCAAGCGUACGAUGGGGCUUCGUUCACGAGUGGUAAGCAUUCUGGGGUCCCGGAACGAAUCGGAGAGGAAGCAAAAUACGCCUUUUACAUCCAUUGCAGUGGCCACUGUCUAAAUCUAGUUUUAGUAGAUGCGGUCAAAGCUGUCCCAGGGGCAGAGCUGUUCUUCUGCUUGCUAGAAAAACUUUACGUGUUCACAUCUGGAUCAGCCGUCCAUCCUAAAUGGCUAGCUAUACAAAGAGAGAUGUAUGAAGGAGCACCGAGAGAGCUUCAGCGAUUAAGCGAUACACGUUGGGCGUGCCGAUUCCUAGCUCUGCGUGACAUCAUGGAUCGGCUGCCCGCUCUCCAGCGACUCCUUCAAGAGAUAGCCCAAGAACGUAACGGCGAAAGCUCCGUUGAGGCCCGAGGUCUGCUGGCACAGAUGGAUCUUGGGUUCGUGGUGCAUCUUGUCACGCUCCGUAAAGUGUUUGGAGAAACAAAACGUCUCUCUGAUAUGCUGCAGGCCUCGUCACUGGAUAUUUCGAAAGCUGUAGAGGUAGCCGAAGCUUUGGUUCAGACAUUAAAUGACCUCAGGCAGGAGUCGAGUUUUGAUAACGUUUGGGAUGAAGCGCUAAACAUUUCCGGGCAAUGCGAUGUAACACAGCCAGCUGCCAAAAGACAAAAGCCGCUAAGCUCUAAACUCGGUGAGAACCGUACAAUGACUGCUGUUGGUCAGAGGGAGUCGGAACGAGAUAAAGAUGGAUUUCGCACGACCUUUUUCUACCCUGUCAUUGAUCUGGUGCUCAGUGAGAUUAAUAGGCGUUUUUCCAGGACAAACUGGGACAUAAUGAAUAGCAUCCAGGCUCUAAAUCCUAAAAAAGAUGCAUUUCUAAACAAGACCGCUCUGUACUCAGCUGCCCGACUGUACGAUUCAAAUAUCGAUGAUUUGGGGCAUGAACUGGAUCACUUUAGCAGGGUUUUGGAGAGAAAGAUCCAGACCGUGAUGCCGAGACCCGCUAGCACAGUGGAGCUAAUACAGUUCAUUGAGCCGUAUAAAGAAGUUUUUUUCGAGCUCCACAGACUCUGCAAAAUAGCAGUUGCCAUCCCAGUGAGUACUGCUUCUUGUGAGCGGAGUUUUUCCACUUUGAGACGGGUGAAAACUUACCUCAGAUCCACCAUGAACGAUGACAGAUUGAGCAAUCUGGGUGUACUGAGCAUUGAGUGGAGGAGGGCCAAGGCUUUAAAUCUUGACUCAUUUGUUGAUCGCUUUGCUAGAAAUCACCAAAACCGCAGAAUACAGUUGCUUUAAUUUGAAAUCCUAUGUAGGAAAGAAGACUGAGAUACAGAUGCCAUCUAGGCUAACAUUAAAAGGCUAUAGUGGAUGCACUCAUUGGUUUAAUUUGUUUUCAUUGUCAGUAUUGUUACAGAAAUAAAUACAAGUGCUAUUUUAUUUAAAGCCUUCAACAAACAAGGAUGUUUUAUUUUGUUUUCUUUUGGCAAUUUCUUUGGACA
Fundulus heteroclitus (mummichog) is the source of this 2752-nucleotide messenger RNA. Its product is annotated as zinc finger MYM-type protein 1. Gene Ontology annotation, molecular function: protein dimerization activity. Lineage: Eukaryota; Metazoa; Chordata; Actinopteri; Cyprinodontiformes; Fundulidae. The transcript is spliced from 3 exons. The record is from RefSeq and is a predicted model, not a curated record. The coding region runs from base 120 to 2549 and encodes 809 amino acids.